Messenger RNA from Alnus glutinosa, 1404 nucleotides. RefSeq lists its product as uncharacterized. Bases 94 to 1041 code for a protein of 315 amino acids. Gene Ontology annotation, molecular function: phosphoprotein phosphatase activity. NCBI's taxonomy places the organism in Eukaryota, Viridiplantae, Streptophyta, Magnoliopsida, Fagales, Betulaceae. The record is from RefSeq and is a predicted model, not a curated record. The transcript is spliced from 6 exons.
UCUUGUGGGAACUCACACUCGAGGCAUUUUUCUUUUCAAAAGGACAAGCAAAGGAAAGUUCGUCAAGUAUAUCUGUAUCUCUGUGUGGAGGCUAUGGCGGAGAUGGGCCAGGCGACGGAGGUGUACGCUUGGCGGCCAGUUCAUGUGUGGCGGUCGCUGAUGGACUGGGUGGCGUUUGUGGUGCAAAUAAUCGCGCAGAUCGUGAGGGGCACGCCCUCGGUGGCCCAGUUCGUACUCUCCCACAUCGGCCUCACCGCACUCCCUCUCCCUUCUCUUCUCGCUUCCUUUUCCUCCUCUUCUCCCUCCUUCAAGCCCUUGCCCUCUGUCGAGCUCUCUCUCGACGACUCCAAUGCUUCUCCGCACGUGUGCGUCGACGGCUGCGCGGAUGAAGAUAACGACCACGACGACCAUCACCGCGUCGAAAAGCUCACGGUGGUUCUUGAUUUGGAUGAGACUCUAGUAUGUGCAUACGAAACUUCUAGCUUGCCUGCCAUUGUUCGAAAUCAAGCAAUAGAAGGAGGAUUGAAGUGGUUCGAGAUGCAAUGUGUAUCUGCGGACAAGGAUUCUGAAGGAAAAGAAAAGAUCAAUUACGUGACAGUGUUUGAACGUCCCGGUUUGCAAGAGUUCUUAGAACAGAUUUGUGAGUUUGCGGAUCUUGUUCUAUUCACCGCUGGUCUUGAAGGUUAUGCUAGACCGCUUGUUGACAAAAUAGAUGCAGAGAACCGAUUUUUCCUUCGUCUUUAUCGGCCUUCAACGGUUAGCACAGCACAUCGAGAACAUGUGAAGGAUCUGUCAUGCUUAUCAAAAGAUCUCUGUCGAAUUGUUAUUGUUGAUAACAAUCCAUUUAGUUUCCUGCUGCAACCACUGAAUGGAAUACCAUGCAUUCCAUUCUCCGCUGGACAGCCAUAUGAUGACCAGCUUUUGGAGGUCCUGCUUCCACUCCUCAAGCACCUCUCCCUGCAAAACGACGUUAGGCCCGUACUUUAUGAGCAGUUUCACAUGCCGGAAUGGUUUCAAAUGCAUGGGGUUCCUGUUUCUUGAUUGACAGUGAGAUUAAUUAGUUCACAUGGACGAGCUAUGAUAUUUUGUAGAAGAACUUUUCAACCUGAUGUUAUCAAUUCUUGUAUAUUGUCAUUGAUUGGGCAGCUGUGAACCAUAGAAUUCUAGACUUUCGGGAUAACCUGCAACCAUUAUGGUCUAAACUAUAAGAGAAAUAUCUGGACAGCAGGUUUAUCAAGAUUGGAUUGACUUCUCAUAAUUGUGUAUUACCACAAGGUCUCAAAUUAAUUGGUAAGGUUUUAAAUUUGUUUAGGUUCAGCUGUCUUUCUCCAAGUAACAAUUUGUUCCUCUUGAUAUGUAAAUGAGCUAAAUGUAGUGAGUUUUUGUCUUUUGCAAUAUCACCAA